Molecule: messenger RNA, 1198 nt
Organism: Protopterus annectens (West African lungfish)
Lineage: Eukaryota; Metazoa; Chordata; Ceratodontiformes; Protopteridae
Gene: GOLT1B
Product: golgi transport 1B
Exons: 6
Coding region: 123-524 (133 amino acids)
Biological process (GO): retrograde transport, endosome to Golgi; endoplasmic reticulum to Golgi vesicle-mediated transport
Cellular component (GO): endoplasmic reticulum; membrane
Source: RefSeq, a predicted model, not a curated record
CCGGAAGACGUGGCGACAGUGGUGUUAGCAGCCGGUGUAGGGAAGCGUUUCCAACUGUUGUUAGAAGGAAGAUUUAGAAACGGCUAAGAGGGUAGGAGAGAGGUAGCACAUACACUGUCACCAUGAUUUCCUUAACGGACAUGCAGAAAAUUGGAAUGGGACUAACUGGUUUUGGCAUCUUUUUCCUUUUCUUCGGAAUGAUUCUAUUUUUUGAUAAGGCUCUUCUGGCUAUUGGAAAUAUUUUGUUUGUGGCGGGACUAACUUUUGUAAUAGGAUUGGAGAGAACAUUCAGAUUCUUCUUCCAGAAACACAAAUUGAAAGCUACAGGCUUCUUUUUGGGUGGUGUGGCCAUUGUUCUCAUUGGUUGGCCCUUAAUAGGAAUGUUGUUUGAAACCUAUGGGUUCUUCCUCUUAUUCAGGGGCUUCUUCCCAGUGGCUGUGGGAUUUAUUCGACGAGUACCUGUAUUGGGAGCACUGUUGAGUUUACCAGGCAUACGCUCGCUCUUAGAGAUUGGCAGCACUUAACUCUGUAACCAGCUUCAGCUUGUAGAUAAAGUUGGAGAAAGCAACAACAUGGUGUAAUGGGGACUUGACAGAGGACUGAUUUUACAGUUGCUAUAAAAUAUUUAUUAAAAACACUUGCUGAGGAAUAUUAAGCAGAAGGAUUAUUUUGUGAGUGUAAGCAAAGAGGUUAUUGAUACAACAUGCCUUUUUAUAAAGGUGAUUUUUUUCCAGCUGAGUACAUUCGGUCUUGGCUGACAAGGAAGACGGCAUCAGUGUGCAUCCAUUGCAAGAGCCGUGCUAUUUUGAGAACUGAACAGUCAUGGAAACUCCCUGUGUAAUAAUAGUUUACAUUUUUUGUACAUUUUUUCUUAAAGAAAAGGUUCAGAAGAUAUGUUACAAACACAGUCAGUGGUGUUGUGCUGCUGUGCCUGGCCUGUAAGUGGUGGAAGCAACGGUGAAAUUAUUAUUUUUUUUUUAUUUAAUAGAAGUCAAACUUCCUAUUUUUUAAACAAAAACAAAGAGUUCUGCAAUGUGUCUCAGUCAAUAAAGCCUACAAUUCCAAUCCCAAAUGUACAGUUUUUUAAGUAAAAAAAAAAUGUUUUAUGAAGAAAGCACCGUUCAUCUCUUCUUGAAUAUUAAAUGAAAUGUCAUUGUGUAUGGACAGACUUUUGUAAAUAUAUGUAUUUAAAAUUCAA